AAAUUUCCUACUCCCACUGCACGAACUGCGAUCAGCAAGGACAGUACAGUAUAAUUAAUUAUAGGGCUUUAUUAGUACAGUCUCGCCUGGUAAACCGGUGGGAAUACCUCUCCCCAUUGCACCCAGAUAUUUUCCGCCGCCUCGAGUUCUGUGCAUUCCGCUCCCGUCGGCGGCAGUUCUUCCAUCUCAGCUUCCGUGUUCUGUCCGUUUACUAGUACCAGCUGCUGUGUCCGGUCCAUCUUCGUAAGUCGACCUCCAUAACAUCGCUUCUUUGCCCCGUGGUGCCUUGUUGCCUCGGGCAAGUCGGCCGAUUUGUUCAGAGUCCACCAUUGGCUCACGCCCGGCCGAUCCUAAAAAAAAAGGCCUUCUCCCCACUCAAAACUUCACUCCAAAGCCAACCCAACCCAGACGAUACAUACCACCACAUGUCCACCCCCUCUCCCACCCAAACUCGGUGCUUCCCUUCCGCCAUCUUCUAGCCAGUCGUGUCCGCCAGUCAUCGUUCGUGGUUGUUAAAGCGCAGCAGACUCACAGAAUUUGUUGUGUGGCCAGUCCAGGCGUUGCCGAUACAGCCUGCGCUUUUUCGCAAGUAGCAAUUUCCUCCUCCCUCGCGUCCGCCAUCUUCCACGGUCGAAUCCUCUCGCGAAAUUUGUUGGCGGACGAUGUCGUUUUACGAACCACAAGGAUGGCAAGCUCCUGCCAGGCAGGCGUCUUGGGAACAACCCCCGCCGCCGUCGCGCUCAGGCGCAAGUUCGACAUCACAACGCGAAGACAGCAAUGCCUUCGCCACUCAAUUCGAAGAGGUAGAUAGAGCCAUGGACAACCUUGUCAAGAGCGGCAAGUUCUAUACUCCGGGUCCCCGACCGUCGCCAAUGUCGAUGCCGGCCGGACGACCUGGAGUAGACUUUGUGAAAGGGCCUCGAAUGUACGGCGGCCGUCAUGGUGACUUUGAUCCCUCUCGACCGCAUCCCGGCGCCAACCUUCAAAAUUUUUACGCAUCGCAAAGGCAUCAAGGACGACAGCCAGAUGCUGAUCAGAUGAUGCAAGCGAAACGGCGGAUGGCGGCUCAGCGUGAACGCGAGCUACGCAACUAUCAUCAAGAACAACAAUAUAACCGAAAAGGUUUAUUGGCAGAGAUGUCUUCCAACAAAUCCGAUCGUUCGAUGAGCCCAAACAACAUGAGUGAGGAGGAGCGCCGUGAGUUGAUUGCUCGUCAGCAUCGUGCUUUGUACGGCGAGGCCGGAGCCUUUGUAAACCAAAUUCCGUUUACGAGCGAGGAUGCCGCCAACAGAGAUCCGGGAGCCACUGUUCAUCCCGCUCCCGGAGGGGCUGUUCGAGGUCCCUCGCCACUUGGAGGCGAUCAUUUUGGUGUCACUGGUCAGGCUCAACAGGGCGAAAGCAAUGUGCAAGGGGCUGGGUCAGGCCCAGAUGGUGCUCGCAUAGAGAAGGCGUCAUCGCCUUCGACACAGGGGUCGUCUGGUUUUGGUAAUUUGGAUGCCUCCAUUCAUUCAUCUGGCCAGGCUCCAACUCCGCCUUCUGGGGACGAUUCGUCUCAUGCUCGCCAUAUGUCCAAGUCCACCACGGCGCCGGUCAACAGUGGUAUGGGGCCUAUUGGCAGCCGUCCUAACGCCCAGCAAGCGACAAGCCAGACGCUUAACAAACGAACCACUUCGCCCCUACCUCCGGCCUUGGGGUAUGGCUUUGGCCCAAGUGAUCAGAAUGCUGAUCGAGUAAAUUCUGCGGCGCCUGCGUCCAAUGCGACAAAGGAAUCUUCUUCGAACCCUGGUUCGGGGGCCUGGGGCACCGGAAGUGGCGUUUGGGGUUCCAACAAAAUUGGGACUACUUCUGUCUGGGGUUAAUUGAGCCAUGAAGAUAUGAAGAUGACUUGAUGUGUUUUCGUAUACCCGGAGUUGUGUUGUCUUUUCGGCAUACCUUCGGUGUACAGGACAUGGGAAAGGGUGGGGUCUUGACGUGGGAAAUGCAUGUUGUCAUUCGAUGCUCUUGCAUAGCGUUCUCGUGGAGAGGGAUGGAUUGGAGCUGUAGCGUUCAUCGUCCUGCUGGGAUAUGGGGUGCUCAGAACUGAUGCACCGGGAGUCGGGUCGGCGAACGUCAAAAAAGUCAAAGCUGCUAUUUAUUGGAGGCACCUGGUUUGCGAUCACUCGGGAAGCAUUGCCAGGAUUUGUUGGCGAAUGGAAGCAGUGCGUUUAAGGAGGAAUCGACAAAAGAGCUGGGCCAUAUGUGAUUGUUUGUCUUUGGUUGUUGGCUGCUCGCGCGGGCAUGGCUAUGGGUCUUGUGGCUGAUACGACAUGGUCCUUGCGAAGCAUGGCGUUGUGGGAUUUUGAAGCAUUCCGUCCGACCGGUUUUUAUUUGUCUUUCGAGUAUCUGUUGCCCUGUGCGGUUUUCAUCACUCAAGGCAGGGUGGGGGCAGGGUUUGGUACAGCUGUUGGUCCGGCAAGUUCGAAGGGGUCGUCGUUCUCGCAUACUUUCCUGACUGUUUGGUCGCUCUGGGUUGAGUCAGAGAUUGGGGUAGGAUCUAUAUUGAUGAAUUUGUCUAUGGUCGAUCUGGUCCGGGGAAAGUCGACGUAGAGAAGAACAUCGUUGACGUCCGAAGGGAAUACCAAAGGAUUGAAAUGGACGACAACGGUGUUGUUACGAUGCUGACUGGUGUUGCACUCACCUGGAGAACCCCAGUCUGACCAUCGCCUCUGCUCUCUCGAGCAUCCCUUUCUUCUCAUUCGAGACUUAUAUAUCUUGUAGGCGGUCCUAAUUACCCUCGUUGUAUGCCGCUCUACAAGAGUCCUGGUCAGUAUACUAAACAAGACCGUCAACUUUGCGAAGAGCAAAGAGGGCCAGCGUCCUGCGUUGCUCUGCCUAGGACAUGGACAGGGAGCCAAAUUGCCAGAAUUCUACAGAGAGAUGAAAAUAUCCGCUGCGGGUCACCUCGGAGAGUGUAAAGAUACGCAACAUAAAAAGAUGUUUGGUCCAGAUCUUCUGGAACAGAAGUGUCGAGACACGCGGUAUUCAGGCAAGGCUACAGUGCAGCCUUGCCGAGUUUGGA
This is a messenger RNA of Exophiala dermatitidis NIH/UT8656, 3058 nucleotides long. RefSeq lists its product as uncharacterized. Lineage: Eukaryota; Fungi; Ascomycota; Eurotiomycetes; Chaetothyriales; Herpotrichiellaceae. The transcript has 5 exons. The record is from RefSeq and is a predicted model, not a curated record. Bases 663 to 1859 code for a protein of 398 amino acids.